AUGUUGCGCAACACACUCAUGUCCACGUCGGACGCCGUCCUGCUCUUCGACGCAGGAGCAGGUCAGUCGCAAGGAAGUCGGCAAUUCCAGGAAGACCGUUGCACAUUCAUCCUGCCGGACCAAUUCCCUGCCAAGACAGAUGAUAAGCUUGCCUUUUUUGCUAUCUACGACGGACAUGGCUCUGGAUUGGUUUCAGAACAUGCUAGUCGCAACCUACACCACCUUCUAGCCAAGCGCCCUGAGUUUGAUCAGGGAAACUAUGUCGCAGCCAUUCGAGGAGCCUUGUCAGACAUGGACGGGGAACUGCUCGAGACUUUCAAGCAUGAGACAUCCGAGCCAGCAAUGUCUGGAUCUACAGUCGCCUUGUGUUUCGUGAAUCUAACAAAGGGCGACUUGAUCGUCUCCAACCUCGGCGAUUCGUGCGUGAUCCUGGCGGAGCGGGAUCCUAAAACAGACCGUCCGUACCAUAUGCGCCGCCUAACCAUGGCUCACAAGCCAGAUGUGCCUAGCGAACAGGUCCGCAUCGAGAAAGCAGGCGGCAAGGUCAAUACACGCAGCGGAAGUGCUCGCCUUGGCUCUUUGAACAUGUCUCGAGCUAUCGGCGACCUGCAGUAUAAGAACCCGGUCAACACCCUCGACGAGGACAGCUCGACUCAACACACUCGACGAGCAUCCUCAUCAUCUACUCCGUCCGAAGCAAGAGGAGACUUUAUAUCAAACGAACCGUACACGUCUAAUCACACACUGCAGUCAGACCGUCGGUACUUGCUGGUCAUCGUCUCCGACGGCGUGAGUGACCAUACGGAUGACGCCAGUUUGAUUCAACAUGUGAUGAAGCUAUCGAUGCGAGGGAUGAGGGCUAGCGAUGUCGCGCAGGAGAUCGCAUCCACUGCUGCCAGCCGCCCCACAAGUGACAAUGCUUCUUGUAUCGUUGCGAUGCUGGAUGGACAAAAGUCGUGA
Penicillium riverlandense is the source of this 960-nucleotide messenger RNA. RefSeq names its product PP2C family serine/threonine-protein phosphatase. The transcript has 5 exons. Gene Ontology annotation, biological process: protein dephosphorylation. Gene Ontology annotation, molecular function: protein serine/threonine phosphatase activity; cation binding. Bases 1 to 960 code for a protein of 319 amino acids. Lineage: Eukaryota; Fungi; Ascomycota; Eurotiomycetes; Eurotiales; Aspergillaceae. The record is from RefSeq and is a predicted model, not a curated record.